Molecule: messenger RNA, 2730 nt
Organism: Cannabis sativa
Lineage: Eukaryota; Viridiplantae; Streptophyta; Magnoliopsida; Rosales; Cannabaceae
Product: casein kinase 1-like protein HD16
Exons: 17
Coding region: 316-2442 (708 amino acids)
Biological process (GO): signal transduction; peptidyl-serine phosphorylation; endocytosis
Cellular component (GO): nucleus; cytoplasm
Molecular function (GO): ATP binding; protein serine/threonine kinase activity
Source: RefSeq, a predicted model, not a curated record
GCCUUUUCGUUUUUUUUAAUUAAUUAAUAAACUAUUCUUUUUUUCUAUCUGCAAGUACGUAGAAGAAGCCCUUUGUUGUUCUUCUCCGAUUCCAUCUUUUCUGAUCCAUAACGAAACCCUAGAUUGUCGCUACGAUCUCAAUCAAUCCGCUUUGUAGUCGUUAUUUUUCGCCUCUGGAAGGGAAAUUUCGAGGUUUUGGAGCAUUGAUUUCCGUACUGAGAUCGACAUCGUUGUCCUGGGACAUUCUUUGUCGAAAUCGGAGUUGGUUGGGUCGUUUUCUUCUUCCGGAGGAGGAUGAAAAUCGAAGGAUGAACGAUGCCGGUACUGCGUAGUGGAGCGCGCAGGGGCCGGGCAGCAACGAAGCAACAGUCGAGUCCGAUUGAGGCUGUGGAGGCGAUUGCCACGAGAACAAGGCGGCGACGGCGAGCGGCGGCAGCGGCUGUGGUGCCGAAGAACGAUAAUAGUAAGCAACUAGAGAAAUCGCAAGGACAUCAGUUCGGUGAUGAGAACGUAGGUGCUUCACCGGCUGAGGCUAAAGAGGAGGAGUAUAGGGGACUAGAAAAGGAAAGGGUUGGGGUUGAAGCCGCUGGAGCGGAGAAGGAGGAGGUAGGGGAGAAGAAGAUGGAUGAAGAUAGUGGGGCUCGGAGUAACGACAAGGUUCAAGUCGGUGACGACGAGGGUAGCACUGCACCGCUUCCUGAGAAGGUUCAAGUUGGUGGUUCCCCUUUGUACAAAGUAGAAAGAAAAUUAGGCAAGGGAGGAUUUGGACAAGUUUAUGUUGGUCGGCGUCUUUCUCCUGUAAUCGGUAGUGAUAAAAAUACUGGCCCUGGAGCUGUAGAGGUGGCCUUAAAAUUUGAGCAUAGAACUAGUAAAGGAUGCAACUAUGGGCCACCCUACGAGUGGCAAGUUUACAACACUCUUGGUGGCAGUCAUGGCGUACCUAGAGUACACUACAAGGGCCGGCAUGGUGACUACUAUAUCAUGGUUAUGGAUAUACUGGGGCCAAGCUUGUGGGAUGUAUGGAAUAAUAACUCUCACACAAUGUCCAUUGAAAUGGUUGCAUGCAUUGCAAUUGAAGCAAUAUCAAUAUUGGAGAAGAUGCAUUCUCGAGGGUAUGUGCAUGGCGAUGUCAAACCAGAGAAUUUCCUUCUUGGUCCUCCAGGGACUCCUGACGAGAAAAAGCUAUUCUUAGUUGAUCUUGGAUUGGCAACUAGAUGGCGAGAUAGUACAACUGGUCGCCACGUUGACUAUGACCAAAGACCAGACAUAUUCAGAGGAACAGUUCGUUAUGCUAGUGUGCACGCCCAUUUAGGGAGAACUUGUAGCAGGAGAGAUGAUCUUGAAUCUCUUGCCUAUACACUUGUUUUUCUUAUCCGAGGCAGACUGCCUUGGCAAGGAUACCAGGGAGAUAAUAAAGGGUUCCUUGUUUGCAAGAAGAAGAUGGCAACAUCUCCAGAGAAUUUAUGUUGCUUCUGCCCACAACCCUUUCGACAGUUUGUUGAAUAUGUGGUUAAUUUAAAGUUUGAUGAAGAACCCAAUUAUGCGAAAUACAUAUCCCUUUUUGAUGGUAUUAUUGGUCCCAAUCCUGAUAUUCGCCCAAUUAACACUGAGGGUGCACAGAAGCUUAUCAAUCUAGUUGGUCAGAAGAGGUCACGGCUAAUUAUUGACGAGGAAGAAGAAGAUGAACAACCGAAGAAGAAGAUUAGAAUGGGCAUGCCAGCAACACAAUGGAUUAGUGUCUACAAUGCUCGCCGGCCAAUGAAACAGAGGUACCAUUAUAACGUUGCUGAUGCAAGACUUUCUCAGCAUAUUGAGAAAGGAAACGAUGAUGGUUUGUAUAUCAGUUGCGUGGCCUCUUCUCAAAAUCUAUGGGCUCUAAUUAUGGAUGCAGGCACUGGAUUCACUGCACAAGUUUAUGAACUAUCACCCUGUUUUCUUCACAAGGAAUGGAUAAUGGAGCAGUGGGACAAGAACUUCUAUAUAACUGCAAUAGCUGGAGCUAAUAACGGGAGCUCCCUUGUAGUUAUGUCGAAAGGUACGCCAUAUUUGCAGCAGUCUUACAAGGUCAGUGACACUUUCCCUUUCAAAUGGAUUAACAAAAAAUGGAGGGAGGGAUUCUAUGUGACAUCAAUGGCCACUGCUGGGAGUAGAUGGGGAGUUGUUAUGUCGCGCGGUGCAGGAUUUUCUGACCAGGUGGUGGAACUGGAUUUUCUUUACCCAAGUGAAGGCAUUCAUCGUCGCUGGGACUAUGGAUAUCGUAUCACUUCAACAGCUGCGACAUGGGAUCAAGCUGCUUUAGUUCUUAGCAUACCAAAGAAGAAGCCUCAAGAUGAAACGCAAGAGACUCUGCGCACCUCUGCUUUUCCUAGUGCACACGUCAAGGAAAAGUGGGCAAAGAAUCUUUAUAUUGCUUCUGUGUGUUAUGGGCGAACAGUUUCUUAAACUGUCAAUACUAUAUUUAUUUAUUUAGUGUGCCCCAUAACACCGUAGCAGCAGAUGUGCUCCUCGUGGCGUUUCUUGACUAGUUUAUUCAGUCCGGGUUUGGGAUCUCAACGAUACCAUACCCUCCACAGAGCAAUUUUGAUGACUCAAGCUUUAAUUAAUUAAUUGUAAUUAAGGUAUAGGUGCUUUCAGUAAAAUAGACCCAUUUGUUUGUGUCAUGUUGUGUGGAAAUUGUGCUGUUCAUUUUCUCAAUUAUUAAUCGUAGCUCACGAGAUCCUUUACUAGGAA